GACACAAAAGAAAAUGUUCUCGCAAUCCGUGUACGAAGGCAGAACAUUGAAAAUUGUUUUUCAGUGAAUUUUCAACCGCUGGGCAUUACGCAAACACAGAGGAGAUUACUUGGAGAUAUCUAAAAAAGAAGGAGAGUUCCCCAAACGAGAUGACUUCUGUGGCUUCGCUAACAUCCUGUGCCCUGUGCCAGGCCAAAGCCUCCCAGUUGUGUGCCGCCUGCCGGAAUGUGGUUUACUGCAGUCGGGAGCACCAGAAGGAGCACUGGAAGAAGGGCCACAAGGCGGAGUGCAAGUGCUACGAGGUGGCCACCAAUGAGACACUGGGCAGGCACUUACGCGCCACUAGGGACAUUAAAAUUGGAGAGCAAAUCCUCAAGGAGGCUCCUUUGAUCCUGGGACCAAAAGUGGCCUCUGCUCCGCUCUGCUUGGGCUGUCACCGGAAUCUCUUGGCUCCUGCUAAGCGUAAUGGUAACUACUACAAAUGCAGCUUGUGCAGUUGGCCACUUUGUGGCAAGGAGUGCGAGAAUUCUCCGCAUCACAAGGCCGAAUGCCAGCUCAUGUCCAGCAGUAACUUCCAAUCGAAAAUAAAUUAUGUUCCCGGAGAGGCGGAGCGAAAGGAGUCGGCGUAUUGUGUAAUAAUGCUGCUUCGUUGCAUGCAACUUAAAACCAAGGAUCCUGAAUCCUUUGUGAAGCUCUACACCCUGGAGGAUCAUCUAAAGGAGCGUCUGGAAACUCCUUUGUACCAAGUCCUUCGGGCCAACCUUAUUACGUUUAUAAAAACUGUUUUGGGCUUAAAAGACUGGUCCGAACUGGAUAUCCUUCGAAUAGCCGCCAUUUUGGACACAAACACCUUCGAAGUUAGACAGCCCAGGGAGAGGAGAAAAAUUCGAGCCCUAUUCCCCGGAGCAGCUAUGAUUUCCCAUGAUUGUGUUCCAAACAUGAGACAUCGCUUUGACGACGACAUGAACAUUAUAUUUUUGGCUAAAAGAAAGAUUUCCAAAGGCGAGAUCUUGAGUAUUUCCUAUACACAGCCCCUGAGGAGCACCAUUCAACGAAGGCUGCACCUGAGGCAAGCCAAGUGCUUUGACUGCUCCUGCGCCAGGUGUCAGGAUCCUGAGGAACUGGGGAGUUUUGCAGGAGCUCAAGAUUGCUUGAAAUGCAAGGCAGGAAAGAUCGUCUCCUUGAAUCCUUUGCAAAACUCUGCCAAUUGGAAGUGCCAGAUUUGUAAUUUGAAGAGAUCCGCCAAGGAUGUGUUAACUUCCGAUGCCCAAUUGCAGCAGGAAUUGGAAACCCUCGACAAAUCUACACCCGUGGCUCUGGAGGACUUCAUAUAUCGCCAUCGUGUGGAGCUCCAUGAGACCAACACCCACAUCCUGCAAGCCAAGUAUGCCUUGACCCAGCUAUAUGGAAAUGCACCAGGUUUUGAAAUGGAUGAACUCACUGAAGAAGCUCUGAACAGAAAAGUGGAACUUUGCGAGGAGCUCCUUAAGUUGGCAGAUAUUUUUGAUGGCGGUUGGAGUAUUUUUAGGGGAAACCUUCUCAUUGAUAUGGAAGAGGCCAUUGUGGCACAAGCCUUGAGGACGGAGGAUCCAAGCGAGUGCCAAGAAAAACUGCAGCAAGCUGCGGAUUUGCUCAAGGAAAUUCAAAACAUAAUGCAACAUGAACCUGAAAUGAAACAGUUGCUGUCUGAACGAAAAGCAAUACUUGAUUUUGCUCUUAAACGUUUUGAAGAAGUUAAAGAAUAAAGUUAAACUUAAUUUUUCAAU
Drosophila bipectinata is the source of this 1766-nucleotide messenger RNA. It is a transcript of the gene SmydA-2, whose product is annotated as SET and MYND domain containing, arthropod-specific, member 2. The record is from RefSeq and is a predicted model, not a curated record. Lineage: Eukaryota; Metazoa; Arthropoda; Insecta; Diptera; Drosophilidae. Gene Ontology annotation, molecular function: protein binding.